AUGGCAGGAUACAUGCCCCCCACAGGCUACGCCCCCUCGCCCCCUCCUCCCUACCCUGUGGCCGCGGGGUACCCGGAGCAGGUGCAGCAUCCCGGGCCCAGCCCGGCGCCCGCCCCCGCGCCCGCCCCGGGCUUCGCUGUCUUCCCCUCGCCCGGGGGCCCGGGUCCUGCCGCCGGGCCCGCCGCCCCGCUCCUGCCGCUGCCCGGGGUGCCUGCUGGCCUGGAGUUCCUGGUGCCGAUUGACCAGGUCCUGGUCCACCAGCGCGCGGGCGGCGUGGAGACGCUCCUGGGCUGGGAGACCAGGAACCGGUACGAGCUGCGCUCCGGGGCCGGGCAGCCGCUGGGGCAGGCGGCCGAGGAGAGCCACUGCUGUGCGCGGCUGUGCUGCGGCGCCCGCCGCCCCCUCCGCGUGCGGCUGGUGGACCCCGGCGACCGGGAGGUGCUGCGCCUGCUCCGCCCGCUGCACUGCGGCUGCGGCUGCUGCCCGUGCGGCCUCCAGGAGAUGGAAGUGCAGUCGCCACCCGGCACCACCAUCGGCCACGUGCUGCAGACCUGGCACCCCUUCCUCCCCAAGUUCUCCAUCCAAGAUGCCGAUCGCCAAACGAUCCUGCGAGUGGUGGGGCCCUGCUGGACCUGUGGCUGCGGCACAGACACCAACUUUGAGGUGAAGACCCCGGAUGAGUCCCGCAGCGUGGGCCGGAUCAGCAAGCAGUGGGGCGGGCUGCUCCAGGAGGCCCUCACGGACGCAGACGACUUCGGCUUGCAGUUCCCGCUGGAUCUGGACGUGAGGGUGAAGGCGGUGCUGCUGGGAGCCACGUUCCUCAUUGACUACAUGUUCUACGAGAAGCGAGGAGGCCCUGGGCCCUCUGCCAUCACCAGUUAG
Messenger RNA from Pipistrellus nathusii (Nathusius's pipistrelle), 882 nucleotides. The record is from the annotation of a GenBank genome assembly. Lineage: Eukaryota; Metazoa; Chordata; Mammalia; Chiroptera; Vespertilionidae.